Molecule: messenger RNA, 1959 nt
Organism: Didymosphaeria variabile
Lineage: Eukaryota; Fungi; Ascomycota; Dothideomycetes; Pleosporales; Didymosphaeriaceae
Gene: ERF2
Product: Eukaryotic peptide chain release factor GTP-binding subunit
Exons: 3
Coding region: 1-1959 (652 amino acids)
Biological process (GO): protein targeting to membrane; peptidyl-L-cysteine S-palmitoylation
Cellular component (GO): Golgi apparatus; endoplasmic reticulum
Molecular function (GO): protein-cysteine S-palmitoyltransferase activity
Source: RefSeq, a predicted model, not a curated record
AUGGUCGCACAAGAUGACCAAGCCACUCGCGAAUCUGCGAACGCCGACGACGAGCAGACGACAUUCGGCGCACCCUCACCCGCAUCGCAGAACCGCAACUCCACCGGCAGCCGCGUCUUGGGCAUGACAGGCCCUUCCGGAGAGGCCGGACUCCCGCCGUCGCGACCUUCAUCCAUUGCGAUUUCACAAACUGGGAGUAAUCGAAGAUGGUCCCGGGAACCGCCGUCGCGGCGAGGCGGAGCAGGCAUGCAGAUGAGCGCAGGGACAGCGAGUGUCGCUGGAAGCAUGGGAGCGCAGAGCAGGCCCACGACAGCCGCAAGCAGAACUCACGUCCCGCUGGCCGCGCAUGGCUUCUUCCGCCCGAUGAGCUCUCAGCGCCUGCAGCAGCAGCGCAACCAGCGCCCAACGUCGCUUCUCGGCCACAGCUCGCUGUACUCGGAAGGCACGAGCGAGGUCGGAGGAAACCCCUACCGCCAGAGCAUUGGCUCCAAUAAGACAGAGCGCACCCAGCACCCUCUCGGCCUCUCCCACUCCCACGAUCAUGACCAGCAACCUCCACCGUCGCGCGGCACCGAUAUAACCGACCGAGACCUCCCCGAUCGCACUACCGCAAACACCACUCCUACCGGCGCAGAAACGGUGCGGAGUCGCGGCGAGAGCAUCACGCCGCUGCAUCGACCUAAGCCUCAGCAUCUUGAUCUUUCCAAAUCCCUCAAGGCCGACUCUGGCAAGCUCCCGACCCCAAGUAGAUCGCCACGUUCUUUCAGCGCCAGUUUCGGGCUCUCUGGAAGUCGUGAAGGUCGCUCGCAGAUGCGCCCGCAGACAGGCCACGAGAAACUUGCUUCGGCCGAAUCUUCGCCAAGAAUGUCGCGGAAAGAUCCUACGAAAGAGACAGUGAAGAACGAGCUGGGCAAGAACUAUCAGUACUUCUCAGGCAAUACCGCUUUCUGUUGGGGGGGACGUUUACAGAACACUCGCGACCGACCAGUGAAUAUUGCGACUGGAACUUUUAUCGUUGUACCUUCUGCCCUCUUUCUGGGCUUUUCUGCACCGUGGCUAUGGCUUCAUGUUUCCCCUUCGAUACCCAUCAUCUUUGCUUAUCUGUUUUUGGUUUGCAUUUCCUCCUUCAUUCAUGCCACCGCGUCGGAUCCAGGGAUACUUCCUCGCAACCUGCAUCCAUUUCCUCCACCUAAUCCUAAUGACGACCCACUUAGCGUUGGCCCUCCCACAACGGAGUGGACGAUGGUCGUGUCGACCACUGGCGCCAACGCCGCUAUGGAGGUCCCAACCAAGUAUUGCAAGAGCUGCAAUAUCUGGCGACCGCCACGUGCCCAUCACUGCCGGGUCUGCGACAAUUGCGUGGAGACUCAGGAUCAUCACUGCGUCUGGCUGAACAACUGCAUCGGCCGACGAAAUUACCGCUACUUCUUCACCUUUGUCACUUCUGCAACUCUUCUUGGAGUCUUCUUACUAGCAGCAAGCUUGGUUCACAUCUUAGAGUGGCGUACUCAGAACCGCACGUCAUUCGGGACUGCGAUUGAUAAAUGGCGUGUUCCUUUUGCAAUGUGCAUUUAUGCAGUUCUCGCCACUCCUUAUCCGUUGAGUUUAGGUCUGUAUCACCUUUUUCUGAUGGGUAGAGGGGAGACCACACGCGAGUAUUUGAACUCGCACAAGUUCAUCAAGAAAGACCGACACCGGCCGUUCACACAGGGCAACAUCCUCAAAAACAUGAUUGCGGUCUUGCAGCGACCAAAGCCACCGACUUAUCUGCAUUUCAAGCGCAAGUAUGAGGAAGGUGAUCAGAGAUUUGGUCCACGCAGGGGUAAACGGACAGCGCCUCUGACAGCUGAGCAGCAAGGUGGCGGCCUGGAGAUGCAUGAUGUCCGUACUACGGCACAGGGUUUCCAGGGCCCGGCUAGCAGAGCGCCGCGUAACGAUGCUGGCCCGCACCCACUGUAG